Messenger RNA from Cavia porcellus (domestic guinea pig), 7534 nucleotides. It is a transcript of the gene Nwd1, whose product is annotated as NACHT and WD repeat domain containing 1. Bases 733 to 5412 code for a protein of 1559 amino acids. The transcript is spliced from 18 exons. The record is from RefSeq and is a predicted model, not a curated record. Lineage: Eukaryota; Metazoa; Chordata; Mammalia; Rodentia; Caviidae. Gene Ontology annotation, molecular function: protein binding.
GACGGGGCUAGGGCCAGCACCUGCCAGACCCACUGGGUCCCCCACGAGCGCAUAGAACUGGACUCAGCCAAGCAGGUGUCUGCUUCCCCUGCGUCCGUCUCCAUCUCUGUCUUUCUCUGUUUUUCCCUGUAUCUCUGUUUUUCACUGUCUCUGUCUCUGUUUCUAUCUCUCCCCUGUCUCUGUCUAUGCCUCUCUUUGCCUCUGUCUCUUUUUGACUCUAUCUCUGUCUCUCUUUGUCUCUAUCUCUGUCUCUCUGUCUCUCUGUCUCUCUGUCUUUCCUUUGGCAGUGCUGGGCCCAAAAUUCAGGGCCUCAACCUCACCCCUGAGCCACACCCAAAUCCUUUUAAAAUCUUGAGACUGGCUCUCACUAGGUUGCCCAGGCUCCCUUGGAAUUUGCCACCCUCCUGCCUCAGCCUCCUCAGUAGCUUGGAUUAUAGGCAUGUGCCACCUUGGCUAGGCUGGUGGAGGGCUCGCCUUCCCCUCCCCUCCAUCCUUCCUUUGUGGUGCUGGGGUCGGCGCCCAGGACCCCUCCAACCCGAGCCAGCGCAUCCCCUGUUCUGUCUGACAGCCACGCUCAGGGUAGGUGAUGUGGCUUUCAGAGGUCGAGGCUGGCAGCCUCCUGCGUGUCCCUUCUGGCCCGAGCCUUGGUGGGCACUGACAGCUGGCAGAUCGGCCAGAGCAGCCCCGGUUGGGGUUCCAUUUCUACCACUCACUUGCCUGAGCCCUGCAGAUAUGGACGCGGAGAGGGAGGCCCUACUGGGCACCGCCUGCCCAGAGCUGCUGACCAUCUGCCAGAAGCAUGGCCUUCCCUUCGAGGCAGUAGAUCUGCGUUGGGGCCUGCGGAACUCAGAGGCUGCUGAACAGCUGACCGUCGACCUCUGCCUAGAGGAGCUGGAGCGCUGUCAGAGGACGUCCUUGGGCCCAGCCUUUGUUGCACUCGUUGGUGACCAGUACGGCCCGUGCCCUGUGCCCCGGCGCAUCGAGGAGAAGGAGUGGGAGGUACUGCGGGCCCAGCUGAGCACCAGGCCCCGAGACCUGGAGCUGCUGAUCCGUUGCUUCCGGCGCGACGAGAACUCGGUCCCCCCCAGCUACGUGCUGCAGGCAGUGGGCAAUGAGGAGGCCACGGGGCCCGAUGAGCCCACCCUGACCUCAGCUCUGCGCACCGCAGCGCAGGAGGCCCAGAGGCUGGGCCUCAUCAGCCAGGAGCAGUGGCAGCGCUACCACCACUCAGGGCUGCAGUGGGAGCUAGAGCUUGGCCUGCUUAGCGGUGCCCCGGGGGCUAUGGCAUUUCUGCGAGAGAUCCCUGAGCUCGACAGGCACCUACUGCAGGACUGUGCCCUGGCUGUGGUGGACCGGCUGCCCGAUGGCUGCGUGGAUGUGGCCGCCCAGGACGUGCUGAGUGGCCUCAAGCAGCGCAUGACCCAGGAGAGGCCUGGGGCUCUCAGGGUGCUCCGCCUGCCAUGGGCUCGCGACCUGGUGAACCCCAAGAACAAGGCCCAUGCAUGCUACCUGCAUGAGCUGGGGGAGCAGUUUGUGAAGGGCGCCUCGCUCCAGCUCCUGCAGCGCCUGCGGGAGCUGCCACCCAACCCACCUGGCCCUGCUAGGCUCUUCGAGGACAUCCGCCACCACCUGUGGCAGGGUGCCCAGGCCACUAGGACCUUCAUCGGCCGCCAGGAGCUCUUGGUGCGGCUGGGCCAGCGGUUGCGGCAGGAUGAUGGCCACUCCCAUGGGCCCCUGGUGCUUGGCGGCACCCCAGGUGUUGGGAAGACCACAGUGCUCUGUAAGCUGGCGGAGCAGGCGGCUGGGCUGCUGGGCCGCAAGACAGUGACGGUGCUGCGGCUGUUGGGGACCUCGCAGGGCAGCUCAGAUACCCGUGGGCUCCUGGCUGGCCUGUGCCUACAGCUGUGCCUGGCCUUUGGGCUGCCCACUCCACCUAGCCAGGUGCUGCAGGCCCAUGCCAGGCUGGCUCACUUCUUCCAUGUCCUGCUCCACACCGUGAGCCGCAGGAACUUCGAGUCGUUGGUCAUCCUGCUGGAUGCUGUAGAUGACCUGGACCCUGGACACCCCGCCCGAGCCAUCCCCUGGCUGCCUGUCGUCUGCCCUCCACGGGUGCACCUCAUCCUGUCUGCCUGCUCAGGGUGGCACGGCGCUCUAGACGCUCAGCGAGCCGCUCUUGGGGACCAGGAUGCCUGCUGGGAGGUGGGGCCACUCCCAGUGGACCAGGGCCAAAAGAUGGUGCAACGGCUGCUGGCUGAGGCUGGACGCACGCUGAGCCCAGCCCAGCACGACAUGCUGUGGGCUAGCUUGCCGGAGUGCGGACACCCAGGGCGCCUGUGGCUGGCUUUCCACGAGGCCCACAGCUGGGCCUCCUUCUCCGUGCCUUGGCCCUUGGCUGCCACCGCUGAGGAGGCCACACACCAGCUCUGUGCCCGCCUGGAGCUGACACAUGGCCAGUUGCUGGUGGCCCAUGUGCUGGGCUACCUCGCGGCUUCCCGGCAUGGGCUAUCGGAGGCCGAGCUGAAGGAUGUGCUGUCCCUGGAUGACGAGGCACUGCUGGCUGCCUAUCGAGACUGGACGCCACCCAGCCAGGAGAUGCUGCGCUUCCCGCCGCUGCUGUGGGUGCGGCUGCGCCAGGACCUGGGCCACUACUUGGUGCAGCGGCCCAUGCAUGGCACCACGCUGCUGGCCAUCGCCCACAGGCAGCUGGCUGAGGUGGUCCAAGCGCGCUACUUGUCCCCUGCUAAGGCGGCCGCACGGCACCACGUCCUGGCCGACUUCUUCUCCGGCGCCUGGAGCCAGGGCACCAAGAAGCACAUCACUCUGCUGUGCGUGGGAAGACCGCAGAGCCUGGACCGCAAGGUGGCACCACAGCCCCUGUGGUUCUCAGACUCCGUGGCCAAUGAGCGGAAGCUGGCAGAGCUCCCCUACCACCUGCUGGGGGCCGGCCGUAAGGAGGAGCUGCUUCGGGACGUUCUGGGUGACAUGAGCUGGCUGUCCUGCCGGGUGCUGUCCGGUGGUCUCGAUGCCCUGCUGGAUGAUGUGGACCUGUGCAUGCCCCAUGUGGAUGGCCCGGAACUGGGCCUGGUGCGGGAGACACUCGAGCUCUGUCGCCCAGCCCUGGAGCUUCGGGGUGCAGAGAAAAGCGUGCUGUACACCGAGCUCCUGGCAAGGCUGCAGGCCUCAGCACCCUUGUACCCAGUGCUGGUGGGGCCGCUGUGCCAGCAGGCCCAAGCCUGGCUCCAUGCAUGCCCAUUCCCACUGUUGGUGCCACUGGCUGGAUGCCUGACCCCCCCUGGGGGCCCCCUGUAUGCCACGCUCACUGGCUGUCACAGAGGUGUCACCGCCCUGGCAUGGAGCCCAGAGGAGCAGAGGCUGGUGGUGGGCGCCCAGGACGGCAUGGUGACCGUGUGGGAUGUGCAGAAGCAACGCGUGAGCUAUGUGCUCAUGGGACACACAGGCGAGGUGAUGUGCGUGGCCGUGCUUGCCCGGGGGACACUGGCCAUCUCUGCCUCCAGGGACCGCUCGCUGUGCCUGUGGCACUUGCUGUCUGGCCGGGAGAGGUGGACCCAGCGGGACAUGGGGCUCCCAGACUCCCAGCCCUUCAGCCUCUGCGUGGAUGAGGCCCACGGCGUGGUGUAUGUGGCCUGGGGUUCGAAGGUCAGCGCUUGGAGUCUGCAAACCUCAGAGCUGGUUUUCCGCAUCCUGGGUGACACUGCCAACCCCUGCGUGUGCACAGCUGUGCUGGUGUCCAGGGCCAGGCUGCUGACCCUGUCCAAGAGUGGUGCUGUCAGCAUGUGGAGCUCGGCCACUGGACAGCUUCAGGGGACAUGGUCGCUGUCCACCACCCCAGAGGAGACCCUGACCUGUGUGGUCCCCAUCCAGCAACAAGGGAGGGUGAUCGCGGGGUUCAGAAGUGGCUCUCUCACCAUGGUCUCCCCGGAUGGAGUGCACAGAGACCGCCUGCUGGAUCGGCUCCCAGAGGCACCGCGGUUCCUGGUGCUAGCCGAAGAUGAGUCCCUGCUCGCUGCAGGCUUUGGGACACGUGUGCGGGUGUUCCUGGCUGACUCUGAGGGCUUCCACCGCUUCCCAGCCGCUGACCUGGAGCAUGAGGACGUGGUGGAGACGGCGGUGUUUGGACUCCAGAACAACCUGUUGGUCACCGGGUCCCGGGAUGGGCUCGUGCAGGUAUGGAGUCUGUCAGAGCAAGGGGUCCUGCUGGAUGUCCUGGAGAGUACAGGCGGCCCAGUGAAUCUGCUGGUCCACGCUGGGACCCUGGUGGCCUCUGCAUCCCGCCAGUCCUCGUCCCUCAGGGUCUGGGACCUCAGCAACCUGCAGCAGCCACGGCAUCCUGUGGCCUUCCUGGACCGCACUGGCCUGGCCGCCGUGUCACACCAUGGCAGAUAUGUCUACUUCCCAAAAGUUGGGGACAAAAGCAAGAUCACUGUGUGGGAUGUGGCAGAAGGUGAGGUGCAGGAUGUCCUGGACGUGUCCAGUGAGGUCCGGUGCCUGGAGGUUGCCGAGGGGCCCAAGCUCCUGCUCGCGGGGCUGGCAUCAGGAGCCAUGCUGGGCUUCCCGCUAGACGCGCGGCAGGAUGUGUUGUGUGUGCCCCCACCUGAGGCCCACAAGCCAGUGGUGGGCAUGGCCCUGAGCAAGCGUGAGGACCGGCUGGCCAUCGCCUACGACAACAUCGUGCUGGUGCUGGACGUGGUGCCUGGGGACCCAUGCCCGGCCAUCGAGGGCCCCGUGUGCAUCUUUUACACGCAGCUGCCUGAGACCGUGACCAGUGUGGCUGUGCUAGAUGACUGCCGUGUGCUCUACGGCAUGACCAGCGGCAACCUCUUCCUGUACGCAUGUACCAACUCCCAGGUCUUCCCCCUCGAGGCCCAUGGCAGCCCCAUCACCUGCGUGGAUGUCAGCCAUAGUGAGCUGCUGGCAGUCAGCGGAUCACAGGAGGGUCGGCUGUGUCUCUGGGACCUGAGGGCAUGCGAAUGCAGGCUGGAGCUGGACCAUGUGAGCUCCUACUGCCCCGGGGUGCGCUGUGCCUGCUUCUCCAAGGACGACAAGUAUGUGUUCUCGGGCUUGGAGGACCGCUCUGUCAUUGUGUGGAGCGUACUGGAUGGCACGCUGCUGGCCAGCCAAUUUGUUCAUGCAGUAGUGACCAGAAUCAUCCCCACUUCCAAUGGCUUCAUUGCCCCCACAAGCCAUGGUUACAUCCUCCGGCAGCGGUUCCAAUGCCCAGCCUCCUGGGCCUCACAGCAGUACCCGCUAAGGAACUUCCAGAAGGCAGUGUGGAGGGUCAAAUGCAGGCAGAGACAAGAGCUGGCGGCGGGUGCCCUGCAGGACUCGUCGGAAGGGGCCCAGGGAAGGAAGCCCAAGCCCAACAAGCGUUCCCAGGUCUGCCUGAUUGUGUGAGUCCACAGGUCAGUCCUGUUCAGACUGCCUGCAGCACAGAAAAUGACUUUCUUGGAGGACAUCUGGCCCCAUGACCUCCGAGCAUUUUCUGUUUCUCCCUUCCUUUCUUUCCCAUAAGGGCCAUUCUCAGACCUGCAGCUCCUGGUUGGCAAUAUGCAGGCCAAGGCCCUGCCAGCUCCAGGUAAGGGGAUAAAGUGCUUCCGGUUCCUAAGAGUUGCCGCUAGCGGCUCGUCCCGCCUCCAAUUGGCUCCGAUUGGCUGAAUUUGCGUCCUUGAACCAGUCACCUUGCUCUGUGAGAAUGCAGCACUCUGAUUGGCUACCCUGAUCCAAUUUCCGCCCCUGGGCUGGCGAUAAAAAUAAAAAAUCACAGCAGGCUAGGAAGGGGAAAGGUUGCUGUUCCGGUGCUGAUAGGGAGUGGAGUGGGUGCGGGAGUGGGAGACAGGCUAGACCAGCCGUGAACCGCGGAGCUCUUGGGUCAGCGAAGGCGCAGAGGCAGGUAGAGGCGGGUCCCAGUCACCGGCUCCUGCUCGGAGGUCAGACACUGGGUCCACUUUGCAGACCCAGGCGCUGGCCGUGCAGAGGUGACUCGGGUACUCCAGGUCCCAAGGCCGAGGCGUGAGAACGUUGAGGAGUGACAGCCAGGAGCCGUCCCUUCCGAUCCUUAGGGCCUGGUUUGUCCUGGUUAGCCUUUGCAGGGAGGCGGAUUACUGCGCAGGGGGUGGGGUGGAGGAUCGCAGCUGUAGCGCCCUACUGUCAGCGCUUGGUUCCUGGUGUACGUCGCCGGAAAGCCAGACUUUCCACCACGGGUUCCCGUUUGUAAAAAUUGGCAAUGGACUCAGGUGCGCGACUGACCCUGCCUAUCACCAGUGCGUGAGCUGGUCGCAGGACUCGCGCUGGCAUUAAGAUGAUAAGCAUGCUACAGUUCUCGCGUCCCCAGUCUCUGCAGCCCUAGUUUGCAGGAUAAAAUGCUGUUACAGCUUGCAAACUGCAGGCUCUCGGGAGCAGCAGAGAAUGCGCGUGUGUCUCUGCUCUGCUGCUGGCCCGUUUACCCAUGUAAGUGGGACAGCCUUGCGGUUCCCGCCCAGUUACACAGAGCUUCCUCUUCCUCUUUGCCAGCAGCCUUGAGAGGCUCCCCUUGCCUUGAGGCUUUUGCUGUAAUGCUAGGAGGCUUCAAACCAUCCAGUCAAAUCCCUCCUUGCCUCCACUGUAGCCUUUGGAGAUUCCAAAAUGCAACCCUGCAAAAAGGCUUUUUCACGGAACCAAGUGGAACCCAGGGCUCUUACAGGCUAGGGAAGGGCUCUAGGGUCCAAGACGCACCCCAGCCCAGAAAAUAAAGCUUUUGAGCUCGAUGAGACUACUAGCUCAUCCAUUCAUUCCCAAACCAGGCCUCCAAGGCAGGCCAGGGUAGUUCUACAAAUAUCUUGGUCUCGUUCCAUUUUAAAAACGGUUGUUAAAACAGUUGGUUGAGUGCAGAGGCACACACCUCCUGGGGAGGCUGAGGCAGGAAGAUCCCAAGUCUGAGCCGGCCUGGGCAACAUAGCCAGACUUUGUCUGAAAAUAAACAGUUUUAAAAAGCACAGGAGAUGCAGCUCAGAUUAGAACACUUUUCUAAUGUGUAGAAGGCCUGGGUUCAAUCUCAGCCCUGACUGAAAACGAAAUUAAGUUGUCCUUUCAAAAUGAUGUCCAGGGGCAUUGGGCAAGAGCUUUUUUAGGUUUUUAAAUUAUAUUUUAUAUUUAUUAACGUGUAUUAAUUGUACUUACUAAUGGGCUUUGGCAUGAUAAGCAUAAAGUAUGCACUAAUGUGUGAGAAGACCUGUAAUUGGCUGCCACCUUAUAUCUGCAGGCCGCACCACCUUAACUCCUUCUAGGAGUUAAGUUUGGUAGUUAAGCAGCACCUUGCCUACCUAGCUUGUUUGGCCUGGCCUAUUCAGGAAUUAUGAUAAUCAGCCCGCCUUAUGAGCGAGUGCGGGAAAUUUGAAAAUUUGAAAAUCUAGAUUAACCUAUAACCCUCAGUCUUGCCACUGUUGCUAAGUUACCUGCUGAUGUCUCAGAACCCAACUCUCUCCUCCCCAGUACCCUAAUAUUUGAUACUCAUUCCUUGAAUAAACAAGACUUGAUCGGA